CUAAAAAUAAUUUUGCAGCCGUCUCCUUCACUGAUACUACUAGCCGGUUUUUAGUUGUUGCGCAGUUCAGAGUUUUUAAUUCCUGUUGGAGGCUCAGAAAACAAGAAACUUUAUAACUUGCUUUAUAUAUAGAUAGAUAGAAAGGUAAAUUAGGGCAAAAACAUUUUUGCCCUGUUUGUUUGGUAAAGACUAAAAGAGUGGUGUGUUAGGUGAGAUUUUUGAAGCAAUGGCAAUGGUAUCAACAUCUGUAGCAUCUGGAUUACGUUUUUCGAGCUUGAAAUCUGAGAGAUCUCAAUCUCUUUCUACUACUGAAUCAUUCUUUCGUCAGAUUGGUGCUAAUCUAAGAGUUUCUUCUGGUAGGAAAGGUUGUAGAGGUGUUGUUGCCAUGGCUGGUUCUGGAAAGUUUUUUGUUGGAGGAAACUGGAAAUGUAAUGGGACGAAAGAAUCAAUCAGCAAACUUGUUUCAGACUUGAAUAGUGUGAAAUUGGAAGCUGAUGUUGAUGUUGUUGUUUCACCUCCCUUUGUAUACAUCGAUCAAGUAAAGAACUCAUUAACUGAUCGAAUUGAGAUAUCUGGUCAGAAUUCUUGGAUUGGAAAGGGUGGGGCUUUCACCGGAGAAAUCAGUGUGGAACAGUUGAAAGAUAUUGGCUGCACAUGGGUCAUUCUUGGGCACUCAGAGCGCAGACAUGUCAUUGGUGAAGAUGAUUCGUUUAUUGGGAAGAAAGCUGCAUAUGCUUUGAGUCAGGAUCUCAAAGUGAUGGCAUGCAUUGGAGAAAAACUUGAAGAAAGAGAAUCUGGGAAAACUUUUGAUGUUUGUUUCCAACAGAUGAAGGCUUUCUCAGAUAACAUAUCCAAUUGGGAUAACGUUGUUAUUGCCUAUGAGCCUGUAUGGGCUAUUGGGACCGGUAAGGUGGCUAGUCCCCAACAAGCUCAGGAAGUUCAUGUAGCUGUUCGUGAUUGGCUAAAAAAGAAUGUAUCAGCAGAAGUUGCUUCUAAAACACGAAUCAUCUAUGGAGGAUCUGUUAAUGGAGGCAACUGUGCGGAGCUUGCAAAAGAAGAAGAUAUCGAUGGAUUUCUUGUCGGCGGUGCUUCAUUGAAGGGUCCAGAAUUCGCUACCAUUGUCAAUUCGGUGACAUCAAAGAAGGUGGCUGCUUGAUCAUUCUGCUGUUCCAGUGUUACAAAUUGAAAGUGGGUCCAAUAAGUGCCAGAAGAAGACUUCUGUAGUAGCUUGUAACGAUAGCAUGAUGUAGCCAAUCCAUGAGUGUUUUGAUUUGUAUUUAUGAGGGUUUUAAUCAUGAUCAUCCUGGUUCCUUCAUCCUAGAAAUAAAUGUUUGAUUUUUUACCUUGUUGCGAACUGAAAGGAUUGGCACGCUUAUUGCUGAUCAAAAUAGGACCAAUAAAAAACAAAAAACUAGUUUAGGCUUU
This is a messenger RNA of Papaver somniferum (opium poppy), 1425 nucleotides long. Its product is annotated as triosephosphate isomerase, chloroplastic-like. The transcript has 9 exons. The coding region runs from base 227 to 1156 and encodes 309 amino acids. NCBI's taxonomy places the organism in Eukaryota, Viridiplantae, Streptophyta, Magnoliopsida, Ranunculales, Papaveraceae. The record is from RefSeq and is a predicted model, not a curated record. Gene Ontology annotation, biological process: glycolytic process; gluconeogenesis; glycerol catabolic process. Gene Ontology annotation, molecular function: triose-phosphate isomerase activity. Gene Ontology annotation, cellular component: cytosol.